GUACAGACGAAGAGUCAAGUGAGAUAUAAGUGGUGGGUGCCAUCAGCGGUAGUUGGUCACUUGUCAUCCGCUCAGAGUGACAGUAACAUACCACCAUGAUGCCGCUGCUGCUGCUGGCACUCCUAGGCUUGGCUCGGCUCACUGCCGCUGCAGACCCGGUGAAGGUGUCGGUGUAUUACGAGACGCUGUGUCCCGACAGUAAGAAGUUCGUCAUCACGCAGCUGUACCCGGUAUACCAGGAACUCAAGGACAUAAUGCUUCUCGAUGUCAAUGCCUAUGGGAAAGCGCAGGACUAUGCCGUCGGGGAUUCCUACAUCUUCGUUUGCCAGCAUGGCCCUGAUGAGUGCGAGGGGAACAAGAUGAUCGCCUGCGCCAAGAAGCUAAUCCAGAGCGAAGACGUGUUCAUGGCCUUCAGUAACUGCAUCAUGACGGUGUUCACGGCCGCCGCUGGUGGUCCCCAGUGCGCCGAGAAACACGGGAUUGACUUCGCCCCGAUCCAGCUAUGUUACUCGUCAUCAGAGGGACGCCGCCUGCUUCACGAAGUGGGCGUUAAGCAGAGAACCGCUGCUCCAAACCUUGAUUACGUGCCCUGGAUCAUUAUCAACGACGUCUACACUGACAACCAACAGACAGAGGCGGAGAAGGACCUCAAGAAAGUGGUGUGCGAUGCCUACACGGGGGAUAAGCCUGCAGCGUGUGGUGAGGGAAGGUUCAUGAGGUUCCCUAUAUAUAGCCGGCGCCCAUAUGGCUCUCAUGGCUUUCAGAAUUGGUUCUCUAGGUACUGGAAUUACUAGUGGUGCCCCGCACCUUACGCUGCCGCCAGGAAAACCAGAGGCCACUUGAUGAUGGCUAACUUGAAGAUGGGAUGUGCUGCAGGAUAUUGUUGGUAAUAAAGAUGCUGAUAAUGGUUCCGAGAGGAGGAUAAUGGGAACGUGGUGUUGGAUGAUAAUGGAGGGGUGUUGUAAGAUAUUUGUGAUAAAGCUAUUGAUAAUGGUGAUGAUAAAGACAUUGAUAACUGUAUUCAUAACGAUAUUGAUAACUGUAAUCAUAACGGUGAUAAAGAUACCGAUAAUGGUAAUGAUUAAUAGAAAUAAGUGAUGAAUAAAUAUAUAAUACUCU
This is a messenger RNA of Portunus trituberculatus (swimming crab), 1119 nucleotides long. Its product is annotated as gamma-interferon-inducible lysosomal thiol reductase-like. Lineage: Eukaryota; Metazoa; Arthropoda; Malacostraca; Decapoda; Portunidae. The record is from RefSeq and is a predicted model, not a curated record. The transcript is spliced from 5 exons. Gene Ontology annotation, molecular function: oxidoreductase activity, acting on a sulfur group of donors, disulfide as acceptor. The coding region runs from base 96 to 794 and encodes 232 amino acids.